CGGCUUGUUUAAUAUCUCUGCAGCAACAUUUGGCUCCCCCCUUAGGUAGACCACGCCCCCUCCCUGCACAUUCACAGCGCCCUGGUCCCUCCUCCUCACCGAGCCGGCAGCCUAUAACCUCCCCGGGUUUCCGCCCAUUCCUCCACAGUUGAUUCUUUGGGAAGGUAUUGUCAUGCAAAUAAAGGACGCGUAAAAUAUUCCCCCAGAGCGCAGCGCAGGGCAGAGACUCGGACCGCGCGGAGGACACAGACCGGGCCACACGGUGGAUUUCUAUCAUUUUCGUCGCUACGGACCCGUCCAUUUGUCAGAGACCCCCCUGGCCACAUGAACAGCGACAUAUAACCAGGACGUGUAGCCAGGAAACAGGUCAAGGAAAACCUGCGGGGAUCCAGCAACGAGGAGGCUGCCCUGUGGAGAUAGUGCUCAAAACUUCUAACUUCCCCAAGUGAAGUCGGAGGUGUCUCUCUUCUCCAUCCCCUGCUUUAGGCUACCUGCUGCUGCUACAGAGGGGAAACUACAUCUAGAGACCCCUGGAUUGCUUGAGAGCACCCUUUAUGUUUUAGGGAUUUUAGGAUCUCUCAAAUAUUAACAUUUUUGCACACCAAGUGUGUUAUUUCCUCUCUUGUCCUUUUUGGGAUAUAUACAGUUAUCUUUUUUCUGUUUUAGUACUUUAAAGUGCCUUAAUAACUGGUUAUAAUCCAGUGUAACUGUGGCAUUGUUACCAGACCAGAGACGCUCAACAGGGAGAAGACGAUUAUUAUCAGCUUUAGAACCCAGGCAGGAUUAUUGGUCCCUCCACCCCCCACCCCCCACCACCACCCUCCAGCGAGCUGCAACCAUGAGCCAGGCGGAUGUGUCGACUUGCUCCGCGCCGCAGAGGGUUUUCCAGGAGGCGGUGAAGAAGGGCAACACCAAGGAGCUGCACUCGUUGCUGCAGAACAUGACAAACUGCGAGUUCAACGUCAACUCCUUUGGGCCAGAAGGACAGACGGCUCUACACCAGUCCGUCAUUGACGGGAACUUGGAGCUGGUAAAACUGCUGGUGAAGUUUGGUGCAGAUAUCCGGCUGGCCAACAGGGAAGGGUGGAGCGCUUUACACAUCGCCGCCUUCGGGGGCCACCAAGACAUUGUGCUAUACCUCAUCACCAAGGCCAAGUACUCCUCUGGCGCCCGGUGAUCUGUCUCUGCUGUCAGGUAAAAAAAAAAAAAGAAAGA
Molecule: messenger RNA, 1215 nt
Organism: Thunnus maccoyii (southern bluefin tuna)
Lineage: Eukaryota; Metazoa; Chordata; Actinopteri; Scombriformes; Scombridae
Gene: nrarpa
Product: NOTCH regulated ankyrin repeat protein a
Exons: 2
Coding region: 839-1177 (112 amino acids)
Cellular component (GO): cytoplasm
Molecular function (GO): phosphatase regulator activity; enzyme inhibitor activity; protein binding
Source: RefSeq, a predicted model, not a curated record